AUGGCUUCGUCCACUCCAUCCAGCCCGCUCCUGCGUCUACCAAAAGAACUGCGUUAUGAAAUCUACGACCUCCUCUGUCGCCAGGAACCCAAAAGCUUCCCGUUUCCAGUCCCACAAUCGAUGCUAAUCUCCUUUAUCGACCAAAGAGCCCCACCAACAGAUCUAUCUAUGACAUGUCGCUUCCUCUGCGACGAAACCCGCUCCUACUUCUAUUCAAAAGUCACCUUGGCCUUCCAUUCGACGUCCCGCGAGCGCAGUUUCCCCCUGAACGAAACAAUGGACCCAAUCAUACUCCGCGCCAUCCAGAACGUGAGGAAGAUCCGCAUAAGGGUGAAUUGGAGUCACCUCCAUGAAAGCAAUAUAAUCCGUAAAGACAAAGUGCCGUAUCAGACGAUCGGGUGGCUUGCAGAUCUAGUCGACUUGCUCCUGAGAGAGGCGGAGAUGUUGGAGGUUGUCACGCUGUGUGUAUACAGCGAGAUGUCGAGUGCGGUGGGUUGGGAGCUGAAGGCAUGGAUACUGAAGCCGCUGGAGAGGCUUGCUGGGAGGGUAAGGUGGAGGCUGGGUGAUGUUAUGGCUACACAGGAAGAUGAGGCUGCGUUGAAAGAACAGCUUAUUGCAUACUUGGAAGAGCUAAACGGGGGUGCGGCGCUGGUCGUAGAGCCAGACCGAGACCCUCAGCCGGUAGAUAGCUGCUGCACGUCAUGA
Messenger RNA from Alternaria rosae, 705 nucleotides. RefSeq lists its product as uncharacterized. NCBI's taxonomy places the organism in Eukaryota, Fungi, Ascomycota, Dothideomycetes, Pleosporales, Pleosporaceae. The record is from RefSeq and is a predicted model, not a curated record. The transcript has a single exon. The coding region runs from base 1 to 705 and encodes 234 amino acids.